CUUGGGCGUAAAAUGAAUAAUGUGCAGCAGCUCCCAGCGUCGGGAGCGUGUCCCCAAGCAUCUAAUACCCCAAAGACCCUCUGACCCAAUUGGGAUCCGGUCCGUGCAUUUCUCAUCUCACCCUCCCGGCUGUUCCUCACACACUCUCGGUCAUGUGAUUGCCUGCUGUCGGUGCCCAGCCCUGACCAGCCCUGAGCAAGAGAGGAGCAUCCUUCAGUUGGGCGGGUAUUGAGAGGAGAUCUGCACCUGUCGAAUAAACUGUCUGCUGCCAAACCGGGACAAACCUAUUUAGGACAAGUGAGAAAGAUCUCCAGACUGUCAGAAAGGCUGAGGUAAUGGGUACACUGCGUGACCUCCAGUUUGCUCUGCAACUAAAGAUUGAGGAGCUCCGACAGAGGGACACACUGAUUGAUGAGUUAGAACUGGAGCUGGACACCAAGGAUGAACUCAUUCGGAGACUUCAGGAAGAACUGGACCGCUACAGAGCCACUGUCUCGGUCUCGGGUUCCUCUGCAGCCAGUGCCGCAUGCUCUGCUUUAGAUGAGGAGAACCAGAGAACCAAGAGGAAGACGGUCAUUUCUGAGCCUUUCACUCUGGACCCAGUUACUUUGGCUAUGGUUUCUCAAAGAAGCUGUGACAAAAGCCAGGAGUCUCAGCGGCUGAUUCAAGCAGCAUUUUUAAAGAAUGACUUAUUGAAAAACCUUGGCGUUGGAGAAAUCAGAGCCAUCAUCAGCUGUAUGUAUUCCACCAGCAUCAAUCAAGGCUGUUAUGUCAUUCAAGAGGGAACCAAUGGAGCGCAGGCCUACGUUUUAGAAGAGGGGAGGCUGGAUGUGAAAAAGGACAGACUGACGCUGGUCACAAUUGAACCAGGAGAUGUAUUUGGAGAGCUGGCACUCUUGUACAACUGCACCCACAACUACUCUGUCUCAGCUCAAAUGGACAGCAAGCUGUGGGUUAUUGACCGCAAGACUUACCAGACCGUACUUAUGCAGAGCGGUCUCAACAGCCUUUCUCAUUCAAUGGAGCUGCUGAGCAGCGUUCCCUUCCUGCAGUCAUUACCAGAGGAUGUCAUGAUGAAACUGUCUGAUCUCACUGAAGAGACACACUACACUGAAGGCGACUACGUCAUCCGACAAGGGGCCACAGGAGACACCUUUUAUAUCAUUAGCAAAGGCCAGGUGAAAGUGACAGAAAAGAAGCCGAGCCAUGAAGAGGAGACAAUCCUGUUGAAGCUGUCAGAGAGACAGUGGUUCGGAGAAAAAGCUCUAUGGGGAGAGGAUAUCCGGACUGUGAAUGUGAUAGCUGCAGGGGACGUUACAUGUUUGGUGAUAGACAGCGAAACCUUCAAAGAAAUUAUGGGUGGGUUGGUAUUUGACUGCAGUCAUGAGGUGCAGCAAAGCAAUACAUCCAAAUCCAAGUCCGACAAACCUGCUGAGCUCCCUCCGUGCUCCACAUUAAAUGAUUUCCAGAUUCUGUGCACUCUUGGGGAUGGAGAGUUCAGUCACGUAGAUCUGGUGCAACUAAAGAGCAACAUCAAGUGUCAUUUUGCCAUGAGGGUUCUGAAAAAGAAGAUGAUUGUCAACAAUGGUCAACGAGAGCAUGUUCUGAGAGAACUGCAUGUGUUAAUGGAGACCCACAGCUCAUUCAUAGUCAGGCUACAUAAAGCUUUCAGAGAUGCCGAGAACCUGUACAUGUUGACAGAGGCUUGUCUCGGCGGUGAUUUUUGUAUUCUGCUCAGAGAUAGAGGAUUCUUGGAUGAAUACAGCACCCGAUUCUACACAGGUUGUGUAGUCGAGGCUUUGACCUUUCUUCACUGUCAAGGUGUCAUCUACAGAGACGUCAAGCCUGAAAAUGUUGUUCUGGAUGAGCAUGGUUAUGCCAAACUGAUUGGCUCUGGUUGUGUUAAGAAGGUUGAGGUGGGUAAGAAAACCUGGACAUUUUGUGGCACUCCAGGCUACAUGGCCCCUGAAGUCAUCUUAAACCAAGGACACACUAUAUCUGCAGAUUUAUGGUCACUGGGUAUUUUUGUGUUUGAGCUUCUGACUGGUAGUCUCCCAUUCUGCGGCCCUGAACCAUUGAAGAUUCUGACUGCAACCAUCCGUGGCAUUGAUCAGAUCGACUUUCCAAAAACCAUCAGCAAAAGUGCUUCAAGUCUUAUAAAGAAAUUGUGCAGGAACAACCCCUCAGAGAGACUGGGCUGUCAAAGAAAUGGGGCCAAGGACAUCCAGAAGCACAAGUGGUUUGAAGGUUUCGACUGGGAUGGGCUCUGUAGGGGCAUGUUAAACCCACCAAUCAUUCCCAAAGUAAAGCUUCCUUUGGAUAACAUGUCAUGCAGCCAUUAUCCAGAGGACUCAGUGGAACUUUGCACGAGCUGGGAUGACUUCUGAUCUGAAAAUAUGUCAAACAGUCGUCAGUUUUACUUCCACUUAGAUGUAUCUAUAUUUUCAGAUGUAAAUAUUUUCCACUUGAUCAGUUAUAACAAAUAUUUAUGAUAAUUAAACCUUGCCUCCUAUGGUGUUGACUGUUUUUUAAUAGUAGAACUGGAAACUAAAUAUACUGUAGGAGAGUUCAGUCAGUUCAUUGAUGUCACUGCAGUUGAAUGCAACAACUUAAUAAACAGAUGUUUUGCCACUUUUGGUUUUGUGAACUCUUUUUUUCUUACACUCUGUAUAUAAAUGCACGAAAAAUGUUUUGUUGGGUCAUUAAAAUUUAUGCGAAUAAUUAAGGUUUGACGUCAGAGUCACAAGUGCU
This is a messenger RNA of Sphaeramia orbicularis (orbiculate cardinalfish), 2751 nucleotides long. RefSeq names its product protein kinase cGMP-dependent 1, like (gene prkg1l). The record is from RefSeq and is a predicted model, not a curated record. NCBI's taxonomy places the organism in Eukaryota, Metazoa, Chordata, Actinopteri, Kurtiformes, Apogonidae. The transcript has 20 exons. Gene Ontology annotation, biological process: protein phosphorylation. Gene Ontology annotation, molecular function: ATP binding; cGMP-dependent protein kinase activity. Bases 336 to 2387 code for a protein of 683 amino acids.